AGUGCCGCCACGAUCCGCUGCUCCUAUGGGCAGCAAGGUCUCGGGCGGAUGCAACUUGACUUAGUGAGGCGGCAGGAAGGCCUCCCGGUCCAGGCCAUCACCAGCCAGCACCCCAAGGGCGCCGACUUGGCACAGAACCUCCAGCGCAAAGGCUUCUAUACCGAGGAGCUGCCUCUGGCCAAGCAGCUGGCGCGAAGGAUUGUCAGUGAUGAGGUGCAGGAGCUGGACUCCGACGGGGCCUUCUUCAGGCCCCCGGAGCAGAUCCAUGAGGGCCUGCUGGGCAGCGAGGGCAGCCAGAGGUGCGCCCUGCUGGAGAGCUUCAUGGACUUGAGGGAGCUGGCGGAGGUCGACCGCGAGAUCGUGAGGGAUCCCCUGCGCACCGGGUCCAAGCCCGGGCUGGCGCAGCUCACUGCGGAGCUGGCGGAGCGCGGGGCGCAGCUGGCGACCUGGGCGCCCACUCUCCUCGACUUCCAGAUUUCCUCCCGCAGCCCGUACAUGGUGCUCGAGGCCGGGCACACGGACACCAAGUCCAAGGCGAAGCCGAGCAGCCACAACGCCAUGAUGAAGUGGAUCCACAUCUUCCAGAGGCACCGGGUCUUGGCGUUGAUCUGUUUGGGGCCUGAGUCCGGCAGCCUGGAGCUGCGGCCCCUGGCGGAGGAUGCGGGCACGCACCGGCUCCAGCUCAGGCCGGGAGCCAUGGUGCUGCUGCGCGCGGAUUGCCUCACGCACCGCUUCACCUCCCGAGGGAAGUGCUUCUUGCUCGCCAACUUCCUGCUGGGGCCGAACCCUCAGCGGAGUGCGCAGCUGGCUGCGCAGCUGCAAGACGAGAUGGGCCGAGAGCUUCUGAAGCUCAAGGAAGCCUCCAAGAGUGAGGAGGACUUUGAGAAUCAGACCAGCAGGGCGAUCCAGCGCAUCGCCAACCAGAACAUCCACAAGGGUCAGCAGACGGCCGUCAGGGGCUGUGCGUCCAGGGAGCCUACCGCCGCGCACGACCCAGAUGCCUUCUGCUCGGCAAUCAUGGCAGGCAUCGACGGAGCUCAGAUUGUGCCGCAUCUCCGCUGGGACCACGAGCAGUACUACGCAUCUGACCCCUUGAAGGAUCCUAUGGGCCAGUGGAAGACCCAUUGCAACCACGGCUGCUUCAUUGAGGGCCUUGAGCUCUUUGACAACAAGAUGUUCAAGAUCAGUCCCAUGGAGGCUCAGGGCAUGGAUCCCAACCAGCGCCAAGCCCUGGAGGUGUUUUACGAGACGACCAUGAGCGCCGGCAUAGAUGACAAGAAACUUAUGAGGUCCAACAUCGGGGUCUUCAUGGGCGGCACCGGCGGCGUGGUCUCGGAGUUCGGCCAGGUGCCGAAGGACGACGUGGGUGGGGCGCUGGGUUCCACCAGCGGCUCUGCUGCCAUCAUGGCCAACCGCAUCUCCUUCUGCAUGGGCAUUCACGGCCCGAACUUCUUCAUCGACUUGGAAGGUGCUGCCUCCUUGACGGCUUUCAACCUGGCAGUGGACUCCGUGCAGCGUGACAAGGCGCAGUGCAUCGCAGCGGUGGCCUUGGGCGUGGAUUGCAACGUGCACCCGCAAGGUCUUCUGCCGUUGGGCUGGGCGGGGCUCUUGUCGAAGAAGGGCCGCUGCUUGAGCUUCGACAGCUAUGCCGAUGGCUACAUCCGAGGCGAAGGCUACACCGGACUCUAUGUGAGCCCUUUGAUGAAGGAGGAGAACGGCAAGAAGAUGAUCGACGAGGAUCCGCCCAUCAUCGCCCUGGCCAGCGGGACCUUCAUCAACAACAACGGGCGCAGCGCCUCGCUGACCGCCCCCUCCGGCGCCAUGUACCAGGAGCUGGUGGCCAACUGCGUGCGCAGUGCGGACCUCUCCCCGCUGGACGUGGAUGCGGUGGAGUGCCAUGCCACAGGCAACGUGCUCGCGGACGCCGUAGAGGCUACUGCACUGACUCGGGCCUAUCGCGCCUUGGCCAUGGACCAGGACACGGAAGAAGAGAUGCUGGGCUUGUUGGCCGGGAAGACCAACGUUGGCAACAUGCGGCCGGCCAUGGGCUGCGCGGCGCUGCUGCGGGUCAUCGUGGGCCAGGCGAUGGGCUGCAUGCCGCCCUCCCUGCACCUCCACAAGUUGAAUCCCCAUGUGGUGCAAGCCGACGAUGUGCCGAGCUUCUUCGUCACGGAGCAUGUGCAGCACCGCAUGACCGCAGCCUUUGUGGCCUGCACGGCCAGCGGCAUCGGCGGCUCCAACGCACAUACCAUCCUCUGGGGCAGAGCGUGCACCAGGCAGAUGAAGAUGGAGAAGCCCGUCAAGGCCGAGGAGGUCUUGGCCUUUUGGCCGGGCGGCGGCGGGGACUUGGACCCCGCCUGCGAGCCACGCCGAGGCUGCAGCAUCGUGGGAUCGUGGUCCUUGAUGGACACUCCGCAGACCAUGAAGGGAGAGGGGCUGGACCAGUUUAGCUACACAGUGACGCUGGGGGAGCAUGGCUGCGAAUGGUUCCAGAUCUGGCUGGACGGCGAGCGGGAGAGGAUCCUGCACCCAGCGGAGGCGCGGGCGCAAAGUACCGCCAAGGUGCAAGGGCCUCACGCCUACGGCCAGGUGGCGCCUUUUGGUUGGGUCAUCGACACGCGGCCAGGAAGCGGCGAUGCUGACAGGCCGCGCGUGGACGUGGGCCAGCCAGGGGAUCAGUUCCAGGUGCAGCUUCAGAUCAAGGGCCGCUUUCGGGCGGUGACCUGGGAGAGGCUGGACACACAGAACGUGCAGCGGAAUGGCCUUCCAAAGACGAUGGGUCGCUACUUCAUAGUGGGCAGCUGGAACGACUGGCAACCGGAGGAGAUGACUUUGGAGGACGAGGGCGUGGGCCGCUUCUCCAUCAAGGCCACGAUGCCCAAGGGCAAUCAGCGCUUCCAGAUCCUGAGAAACCGGGACUGGCGGCAGCUGAUCUAUCCGGAGACCUGCUACGCGGACUGCGACAGCGUGGUGAAGGGCCCUGAUGCGAACGGCCACGAUCGCUACUGGAACAUCGAGGUCUCGGCCUCGCGGAACGUGAUGCUCAUUGACCUGGACCUCUGGGAUGAGGACCAGGCCUACUCACGUGGAGGCUCCAAGAGUAGCAGAAGCUCUGUGAGCAACAUGAAGGUCUCCUGGCGAGGAAUUGGGAAGCAAGAUCUUACGGAGCAGGACCCUUUGGUCGGGGCGCCUCACAUUUUGGAGACCCAGGUUGGAACUGUUGGGCAAUAG
Messenger RNA from Effrenium voratum, 3231 nucleotides. The record is from the annotation of a GenBank genome assembly. Lineage: Eukaryota; Dinophyceae; Suessiales; Symbiodiniaceae.